AUGCCGAGGGUAAAAGUGGAACUCUCUCCUGAGGAUGAGGCUCGGUUGACUCUAUCCGAAGAGGAAAAGGAUCCAGAUAUGAUGCAGUACUACUACAAGAAGCCAGAAAAGGAAAAGCUCCGCUCCGAUCCUGAGUUCCUGCUCAAGUAUCGAAAGAAGAUCGAGUACGGUAUGAAUGUUGGAUUUGCAAUCUUUUAUAAGAACACAGAGGCCUCCAACAUGGCAAGAGAGUACAUGACCAACUCCAUGGCUAGACGCUUGAAAGGAGACCCAGAGUUGAUGAAGCAUCUGAUUCCAACUUGGGAUGUCGGUUGUCGUCGACUCACCCCAGGCGAUGGAUACCUCGAGGCCUUAAUCAAGUCGAAUGUACAGCCUGUGUACGAAGACAUCUCCAGGGUCUACGGGCAAGGCCUGGUAACCACAGACGGACAGGCGCACGAAGUUGAUGUGAUUAUCUGCGCCACUGGAUUCGAUAUGGCCUGGACACCCCAUUUUGAACUGUAUGGAGUGAAUGGCUCCAGAAUUCAGGAUGAGUGGGCUGUAUGGCCAACGUGCUAUCUCGGAAUUGCGGCGCCGGGGUUCCCCAAUUACUGGGUGAUGAACGGCCCUCGUGGAAAUCUCGCCAACGGCACUGUACUACCUUGCCUAGAAACACAGAUUGAAUACGUGAUUGCUGCAGCUAAAAAGAUACAGUCCGACCGGAUCCGUGCCAUAGAGGUUCGCCGCGACAUCACUGAACAGCUGGAUUCAUACAUUGAUAAAUGGCAUGAAGGCAGUGUCUGGACUGCGGACUGUCGGAGUUGGUACAAGAAUAACACGAAAGAUGGGAGACCCCUGUGCUGGGGUGGAUCUUCAGUCCAUUACCUAAAGACCAUCAAGUACCCCAGAUGGGAACAUUACAACGUCCGAUAUAUUGACGAUAACCCUUGGGCUUUCCUUGGCAACGGUCGUACCAAGGGCGAGACGGAGAGCGAUUUUGAAGCUCUCACACCUUACAUUCGAAAUGCUGAUGACGCUUGGGACAUUGUUUAG
Molecule: messenger RNA, 1032 nt
Organism: Aspergillus terreus NIH2624
Lineage: Eukaryota; Fungi; Ascomycota; Eurotiomycetes; Eurotiales; Aspergillaceae
Exons: 3
Coding region: 1-1032 (343 amino acids)
Source: RefSeq, a predicted model, not a curated record